Molecule: messenger RNA, 3852 nt
Organism: Cydia pomonella (codling moth)
Lineage: Eukaryota; Metazoa; Arthropoda; Insecta; Lepidoptera; Tortricidae
Product: sodium channel protein Nach-like
Exons: 1
Coding region: 1111-2775 (554 amino acids)
Biological process (GO): sodium ion transmembrane transport
Cellular component (GO): membrane
Molecular function (GO): ligand-gated sodium channel activity
Source: RefSeq, a predicted model, not a curated record
UUUCUCUCGCUGCGCUAAACGAACUUCUAGACGGAGGUGGAAAGCGGCAACUUCGUUUAGCGCAGCGGGAGCAAAGUUGACGCUUUCCGCCCGGAGGGCAGAAAAUAACUAUUGAAGUCAUUUUAUUUCAUUUCAUUUCAUUUAUUAAUUGCAUUCCAUGGUACAUACAGAUGUUAUGUUAAAUUAAAUUUUUAUGUUAAAUUAAAUUUAUAUUAUUAUUUUACAUUAUUUCAUUAGGUUUCGCCCGAUGCUUUUGCAUGAGGGCGCCGAAAGCGCCCGUUAUUCAAUCGCCCGCAGCGCGACACGUAUGUCGAGCUACGCGGCGUAGCGUAUAGCGCAAUAUAGCGUAUUGAACGAAUCGGGCGUAGCCUACGCCCAACUCUUUCAAUAUGAGGGCACCGACGGCGCCCGGCAUUGAAUCGCGCGUACCGCGCCACGUUUAUCGGGCUGCGCCCAACUAUUUUUGAACGAAUGAUGGCGCCGAGGGCGCCCGGCUGUAGAUUGCGCGCAGAAGGCGCCGUGUUAAAUUUGAUGUGACGUCAUAUAGGGUAAUAGGCGUGUUAUAGGUUAUACCUAUAACCAGCGGAUAAGCGUGUAAGCUAGUCGGUUGUUUGGAACGCCGCACUACCCCAUACCAUAAAGUUAAAGCGAAAAAAAAGUCAUCUCCGCUAUAUUUACGUGUAGAAUAUAAUACAUUUUUUUAUAAUUUCUAUUUUACUACUUUGUCAGCGUGAUUUAUUUACAUGCCCAUGCCAAAUAAUUGCAGAUUUCUAGCACUAACGCUCAGUGAGCUAAGCAGCGUACAGACAGAUAAACUGACGGACAUCUUUUUUUUUUCAAAUAUGAUGUUGACUGUACGUGUGACAUAAUUAUACCUAUUUCAAGUGCCGUGACAAACUGCAGUUUAAUUGCUUGUCCGGAAUGCAUAAUUUGCACGUAACGUUUUAUGUGUAGGUAGUACCUUAAAUGGUUGUGAUCCAUUUCAUAUUAUAAUGUAAAAACAAAAGUACAUUUUUGACUCCAAUUGAAUAGGUACCUACAUGAUACUGAAAUCAAAACUACUUAUAAGCUAAAUACUUACAACUUCAUCAUUUAAAAUAUUUUUUUAGAAUGGAAAAGAAACAAAAUACAUUUUUCCAUGAAGAACUCGCGCCGUCUCACAUGCCGAAACAGACAAAGAAAAUGCUUAGCAAGAGAGUUCGUUUUCAGAAAAUCAAGACACGAGUUAAGCUUAGCCAAGAACAGAUUGUACGAAAAAGUUUACAGCAAGUUUUCUUUGAAUACAUGGUUAAUUCUUCUUUAAGUGGUGUCCGAUUUCUUGUUGAUACAACUAAGACCAAAGCGGAGAAAAUAAUGUGGCUGGCCAUAAUUGGAUGUGCAGUUUUUAGCUUUUUCUACUUUGUGAAGAACGCACUUCGAGCCCAGAGUGAUCAGCCUGCAUAUAUGACAUUAGAAGAUCCAUACUUUCCAAUCAACCAAAUUAUUUUUCCAGGCAUUGCAAUUUGCAACCAUAAUCGAAUAAAAAAAUCUGCUAUUGCACAUCUUGUCGAUGUUUUAUACUCACACGACAAUACAACGUUUUCCAGCAAAGAAGAACUUUUUGAAGCAGUUACGUUAUACGGCUAUCUCUACGAUUUUUCUUAUUCUAGAAGAGCGGAUAUUAUGAAGUACAAUGGUUUCCUUGUAAAAAUUGAAAACAUAGUGGACAAAGCUGAAAAUAUUAAGAAAAGUAACAUAUCGGAAUUGAUGCUAUCGCUGACUCCGACCUGUGACGAGAGUUUAAUUAAAUGUAGUUGGAAAGGAGAGGUUCAAGAUUGCAAUAGUUUGUUUAGAACGCAAAGUACCCAAUUCGGCUUCUGUUGCACAUUUAACUACUACAAUACUGAAGCAGGUAGAAAAGCAGAAGACCCUGAUUAUCCUCUAGAUACGCCUUACAUAUUGGAGGAUCACGAAGCAGGACCCUACUAUGGCCUCACCUUAGCGGUUAACGCAAAAACACACGAGUAUCUUUACACAACACGUCAAAGCUACGGCUUCGACGUUCUAUUCUUUAAUCGAUACGAUUAUGCUGAUCAAACUGCCGGCGGGCUAGUCCACAGAGUUGUGUCAUUGGGCUCCCAGUAUGACAUGGAACUCCAUCCAUACUCUUACUACUCGACAUCAGAGAUAAAACGAUUUCCUUUUGAGAAAAGACAAUGCAAAUUUGCUGAUGAAAUGCAACAUGAGUACCACAACCAUUAUAGUUUGAGUAAUUGUCUAGUGCGGUGCAGAAUGAGAACUAUAGAGAGACUUUGCAACUGUGUGCCUUUUUUUCUGCCAAGAAGGAGUAAUGUUUCAGCAUGCACAUUGGAAGAGCUGUAUUGUCAGAACAAAUACAGUCAAAAACUUUUAUUCGUAUAUCCUCCUAAGGAUUUACCAGGUUUAGAGUUAGAACGAGAAAAUUCUCUAAACUGCCCGACAUGUCUAGCCGAUUGCUCCGUUACGAAAUAUAAUGUUAUUAGUAACAGACUACUGCAAGAUAGUGGGAUUGAGUUCUCCAAAGAACUUGAUUUAAACGAUCAGAAUAUAUCUAUAAUCCGUAUAUUUUAUCUUCAUCCUACAUUACCACUAUUCAGAGAGGACGUGACGUAUCAUUGGUUUGAAUUAAUUAGUUACUUAGGUGGGCUAUGUGGAUUUUUUACUGGAUUUUCUAUGAUAAGUCUGGCUGAAUUCUUUUACUACAUCUUCAUACGUUUUAGUUACAUUUUAAAUGAAAAUUUUAGACAAAAUGGUUAAUUUUCGUGUGCUCAUGCCAUGCCUAUGAACCAGUGCUUGUUGUUGGCCGUUUUUAUCGUCAUGACACAACAUGGGGCCAAAAUGUGUGUGAUUGUGGUGUACUUCCGUUUAGUUAGUCCAAAUACUUUUCGCCAAAUUUCACUUCCCAAUAAACAAAUCGUAAUAGUUUAAUUUUCCAAAUGCAUCUUUGGCAAACUUAGACUUCGCAAUUAAUUUGUUUGGUCAAAUUAUCAUUUGGCUUCAUUUUACUUAGUCCAAUUUUAUUAAAACAAAAACUUAAGCAAACGUUUUUUAAUGCCAAAACUUAUCCCAUCAAAAACAAUACUUGCCAAAAAAACCAAGUCUCGCAACUCAGUUGUUCUGCGGUAAAAAGUUGUGAGAUCCAUGUAAUACCAAGUCGGUUAUUAAUUUAUUCAGUCUCUACUUAAGCGACUUUCUGUCUUAAUACGUCCAGUCUCUAAGACCACGAUCGUGGUCCAUAACAAUUGAAAAUCAAUUGUGUCUGGAAUCUCCGUACUCGAAGCAUUAAGUUGUUACGUAAUAAUUAACAGCAUCUUAUAGUGACGCAUAUCAAUAUUAAAAUUCUUUAAUGUUUUAUAUAAAUAUAUUGAGACUUGGCCAUCGCCUGAAAACACGUGUAAAUUCAAUCGCCUGAAAACACAUGUAAAUUCAAUUAUUUAGUGCGAUGGCCAAGUCUCAAUAUAUUUAUAUAAAACAUUAAAGAAUUUUAAUAUUGAUAUGCGUCACUAUAAGAUGCUGUUAAUUAUUACGUAACAACUUAAUGCUUCGAGUACGGAGAUUCCAGACACAAUUGAUUUUCAAUUGUUAUGGACCACGAUCGUGGUCUUAGAGACUGGACGUAUUAAGACAGAAAGUCGCUUAAGUAGAGACUGAAUAAAUUAAUAACCGACUUGGUAUUACAUGGAUCUCACAACUUUUUACCGCAGAACAACUGAGUUGUGAGACUUGGUUUUUUUUGACAAGUAUUGUUUUUGAUGGGAUCUCAUUUCUUUUUGUAUUUUGUAGACAGUUCUACUUUUUUCCUUUUCGGUACCUUCUACUUAUUGUAUAUGUGUA